This is a messenger RNA of Cloeon dipterum, 1777 nucleotides long. RefSeq names its product cytochrome P450 9e2-like. The coding region runs from base 54 to 1604 and encodes 516 amino acids. NCBI's taxonomy places the organism in Eukaryota, Metazoa, Arthropoda, Insecta, Ephemeroptera, Baetidae. Gene Ontology annotation, molecular function: heme binding; monooxygenase activity; iron ion binding. The transcript has 8 exons. The record is from RefSeq and is a predicted model, not a curated record.
UAAGGAGCACUUUUCUUAACUCUAGAGAUGUUGCUGAAAAUAAUUUUCUAGCGAUGGACGCUCUUUUGGUGACGCUGGCGUUGGCUGGCGUAUUGCUGGCCGUCCUUUACUACCUCAGCGUGCGAAACUUUGGCUACUGGAAGAAACGAGGGGUGCCGUUCAUAAAGCCACUGCCGCUGAUCGGAUCGCAGUUGUCGGUCCUUGCCCUCCGUGAGCACAUUGGCGAUUAUUUCGACCGCUAUGCCCGAAAGUACAAGGGCCAAAGGUUCGUCGGCUUCUUUCAGGGGAACACGCCGGCCCUGAUCGUCAUGGACCCUGAGUUAGUUAAAGCAAUCAUCGUCAAGGACUUUUCGCAUUUUGUCGAUCAUGCUUUUGAGGUUUCAGAGGAAUCCGAUCCAAUGCAGUCAAGAAAUUUGUUCAACAUGAGGGGACAAAAAUGGCGAGAAAUGCGGAACAAACUGUCGCCGACCUUCACCUCGGGCAAAAUGAAGGGAAUGUAUCCUUUGGUUGAGGAAUGUGCCAAAAACGUCGAAAGCUUCAUCCGCCAGCACCAAAACGAAAAUAUUGAUAUUAAAGAUUUACUUGCUCGGUUUACAACUGAUGUUAUUGGCUCUUGUGCCUUCGGAGUGUCAAUCGACUCGGUGUAUGAACCGCACAACCAGUUCAGGGCGAUGGGUAAAAGAAUGCUUGAAGUAGAUUUCAUACAAGGAAUGAAAAAUGCGUUCAUUAUUGUGUUCUUGCCUGAGCUCGCCAAGUUGUUCAAAUUCAAGUUCUUCCCUGAGGAAGUGAACGACUUCUUCCGGAACUUAGUCAAACAAAUCGUCAGUCAGAGGACAAAGACUGGCAACAUGCGCAAGGACUUCAUGCAACUGCUGAUUCAGCUUAAGCAACUCGGAAAACUGAAACAGGACGAUGAAGUGGAAAAGUCAGAGCAUGAGGGCUGGGCAGCUGUGCAGACAGACUAUAAGCUGACAGAUGACGACAUCGUGGCGCAAGCCCUUGUGUUUUUCUUCGCCGGCUUCGAGACGAGCUCGUCCAACAUGACCUUUGCCAUGUUGGAGCUGGCGCGCUACCCUGACGUGCAGCAAAAGGCGCGCGAUAACAUCGAGGAGGUGCUGCAACGGCACAACGGUCAAAUGAGCUACCAGGCGCUGCAGGAGAUGACCUUCCUCGACUGGAUCAUGCUCGAGUCGCUGCGAAUGUAUCCACCGGUUACUGUCAUCAACAGGGUGUGCACCAAGAACUACAAAAUCCCUGAUACUGACCUUACCCUGGAGAAGGGUGAUUUGGUCAUGAUUCCUAACAGGGCAUUGCAGAACGACCCUGACUACUUUGAAAAUCCUGAAGUUUUCGACCCUGAGCGAUUCCGCGAUGAGGAGAGAAACCACAAAAACCAAUUCGUCUUUCUGCCUUUCGGCGAGGGACCGCGUCAGUGCAUUGGGAUGCGAUUUGCCAAAAUGCAGUCCAAGUUGGGCUUGUACACAAUUCUGCGCAACUUUGAAAUUGUGUCCAGUCCCAAAACCGUUUACCCGCCAAAGUGGGACCCAAAGCAAUUCUUACUUGUUGCUAAAGACGACAUCUUCGUUCAACUGAAGGCCCUCUAAUGUGCUCAUCAAAUAAAUAUUAAACAUAACAAUUGCAUUCACUCAGCUUAAUAUUUUAUAUCUGUUAACAUUUGAAUUAACAACGGAAAUUAUGAGUUUAAGAUCUCUCAAAAAUAAAAAUAAAAUAUUUGACAGCGGAAAUUUAUUGUUAGUGUACUCGCUACUCAAGUUUU